AUGAAGUUGCGAGUUGCAGUCCUACAAAUCAACUCUCUCUUGGGCCAACCUCAACAGAAUAUUCUGAAAUGCAAAUCACUUUUAUCUUCAAUCCCCAAGGAUGACAGCCAGCUUGAUCUCGUUGUGCUCUCAGAACUCGCCAUCACUGGCUAUAAUUUUGCAUCGGCUUCACACAUCAAACCAUUCUUGGAGUCUCCCACGCAAUUUGGACCCAGUUUGGAAUUUGCACAGGAAAUCAGUCGAAAACAUAAUUGUUUUACUGUAAUUGGUUAUCCUGAAUGCAGUAAAAACUCAAAAGACUGUUUACAAGAGCCCAACUUGAAUAUCUACAAUUCCUGUGCCGUAUUUGAUCGACAGGGAAAUAUUAUACACAAUUACCGUAAAACAUUUCUUUACGAAACAGACCAGGUAUGGGGAUGUUUAGAAAACCCACAAAAAUCAUUUACACCAAUAAAUGUGGAGUUCAAAUCAGGCAAAGAAAAAGUUGUUACAAAUUUCGGUAUAUGCAUGGAUCUCAACCCAUACAAGUUUGAAGCACCUUUUCAGGCAUUUGAAUUCUCGCGUGCUUGCUACCAGAGCAAAUCACAACUAGUGAUUUGUCCCAUGGCGUGGCUUUCACCCAAUUCACCAUCCUUAUUCAAAGAACAAGCGGAAAAGCCAUCUACUGAUUUGAAGGACGAGCCAUGCAAUCUGACUAUAAACUACUGGAUAUUGAGGUUUUUCCCAUUUUUAUCACACAAGUACAGCUUUAUGCCCAAAUGGUGGAGUGAAAAAAACACCAAGGUGAAUGUGAUUUGCUGCAACCGUGUGGGUAUGGAAGAUGACAUCUUGUAUGGUGGAAGUUCAUGUAUUUUAGAGUUUAAUGGAAAGGAAGGAAACGAUGAAGUUGGGACGGAGAAUCCAAGUGUAAAAGUGUUGGAUAGCUUAUCACAAUGCAAGGAAGGGAUCAUGGUUAAAGAGAUUGAAGUUUGA
Lodderomyces elongisporus is the source of this 972-nucleotide messenger RNA. It is a transcript of the gene NTA1, whose product is annotated as amidase. The record is from RefSeq and is a predicted model, not a curated record. Bases 1 to 972 code for a protein of 323 amino acids. The transcript has a single exon. Gene Ontology annotation, molecular function: protein-N-terminal glutamine amidohydrolase activity; protein-N-terminal asparagine amidohydrolase activity. Gene Ontology annotation, biological process: protein modification process; protein catabolic process. Lineage: Eukaryota; Fungi; Ascomycota; Pichiomycetes; Serinales; Debaryomycetaceae.